Apiotrichum porosum is the source of this 1947-nucleotide messenger RNA. RefSeq lists its product as uncharacterized. The coding region runs from base 1 to 1947 and encodes 648 amino acids. Gene Ontology annotation, molecular function: translation initiation factor binding; inositol hexakisphosphate binding; phospholipid binding. The transcript has 5 exons. Gene Ontology annotation, cellular component: nuclear pore; nuclear pore cytoplasmic filaments; cytoplasm. The record is from RefSeq and is a predicted model, not a curated record. Gene Ontology annotation, biological process: regulation of translational initiation; regulation of translational termination; poly(A)+ mRNA export from nucleus. Lineage: Eukaryota; Fungi; Basidiomycota; Tremellomycetes; Trichosporonales; Trichosporonaceae.
AUGCGCUUCGGCAUCCCCGAUCCCGACGACGAGGACUAUGUCGUCGACCUCGACCUGUCCUACUCCAGCGACGAGUCUGACCAUGUUCCCGACUUCAACCGUCGGCGAUACUCCAAGCUCGGCGAGAGCAUUCGCGACAUGCUGGCCCUGUCCGACUCGUCUGGCGAUGAAGAGAGUGAGGACGAAGUACUCGACCUUAUCGGCGGCAGCUACCUUGUUGCUUCCAGCAAGUCCUGGCGCUCGCCCCAGAAGGGCAAGGGCAAGGCCCGCGCCGAACCUCCACGUUCUGAGAGGUCACGGUCUGCCUCGUUGAAUACCUCAAACACCAAAGCGCUCAGCGGAUCGACAUCCAAGUCUCUCCAUGCGUCGACUUCAAAGCGUGCCGGUCCUAGUUGGAGGCGUUGGGAACCAUCUAUGCGCGAGCUCCUGCGCGAGGAGCCCAACGAAUACAACGACUGGGUCAAGGACACCGAGGCCGAGGCCUGGCGUGACGGUCACCGUGUAGCUGGCGAGCGCCGGGCACGACUGCGACAGAUCGAGGACAAUGUCCGCGCCGAGAUCCAGGCCGCUCAGAAGGGAAAGCGGCAGACCGAGGUCGACGAGCUGCAACGAUUUAUGGCUGGCCUGAGCGUUCAGCAGAGGAAGGAGGAGGAGGACACGACAAAGCGCUUUGCCGAGCGCGAGGCCAAGCUCUGGGCCGACGUUGACGCCGCGAUCAAGGAUGCGGAACGUCGAGUGGCCGAGGAUCAGGCAGCCCGCGCGGCCGAGGCGCUGAAGUUGAAGCAGGAGGAGGAGGCGCGCAUCGCAGCGGCUGAGAAGGAGGCACUCGCUCGCAAGGCUGAGGCGGAGCGUGCGGCCAAGGAGAAGGCCGACAAGGAGGCCUCCGACAAGGCUGAGCGUGAAAAGUCCGAAGCUGCUGCCAAGGCGCAGGAGGAGGCAGCUAAGGCUGAGGAGGACAAGCGCCUUGCGGCCCAGGCCGAGGGCUCACGCAACAUCACCGAGUGGGAGAACUGGGUCAAAGUGCAGAAGCGCAUGAAGGUUGAGGUCAUCGAGCCGGUCAAGGCCAACCGCGACGUCCGCAGCGGCCUGCGUAUGAGCAUGCGUCUCAUCACCCGUGGCCUCGGCCAGGUUGUCAACACCAAGCAAGACAUUCUCCGCGUCACCAACGAGAUUGAGAAGAUUCUCGUUUCCCAGCUUCCAUCUCCUCCGUCUGCAUCCCAGCCCGUCACCUUCGAGGGCCAGAUCCCGCCGGCAUACGGCUACAUUGUCUCGCACCUCUCCAAGGCCCUCAUCAGGCAGGCCGAGAGCGAGGUCAGUGCCAAGCCCGACGCUGCCUUCCCCCUCGCCCGCAUCGUUCUCGGCCUCAUCCUCCGUGGUCACACCGCCGUUGCGACCAUCUUCUUUGCACGUCUCGUCAAGAAGUGCCCAUGGGUCGUACCACACUACCCUGCUCGCACCACAAAUCAAUCACGCGAGGAGUACGAAAAGUCGACGGGUCGUGGAUCCGACGAGUCGAUCGCAGACUACAUCGCCCGUAUGGCCGGCAUCUCCACCCUGUACUUUGCAGUGGUGCAGACCUCGCUGUCGUCCAUUGUCCAGACGCUGCCCGCCAAACCUACGCCACAACAACUCGCUACCCUCGUGCCAGCUCCCUUCCGCCUGCCAGCCGCAUGGACGUGGUUGGCCGCCAUGCAGCGUGCACCCCUUCCAGGCCUGCCACCCAGCGCCCACCUUUAUGCCGUUGCGAUCGACACGGUCGGCCACGCGCUCCUCGCCGUCGUCCACCCCAAGCAGCUGGACAAGCUCCUCAUGUCCAUCAAGUCGGGUCUCGAGGGCGGCAAUAUUCCAGGCGACAGCCCGGCGGCCAAGGUGCGCCUCGAACUGCUCCUUGACGGUUGGCAGAAGAAGCACACUCUCAGCCCUCCCAAACACCGCGACUGGGAAUAG